This is a messenger RNA of Charadrius vociferus (killdeer), 597 nucleotides long. RefSeq names its product interleukin 15 receptor, alpha (gene IL15RA). Gene Ontology annotation, molecular function: interleukin-15 receptor activity. Gene Ontology annotation, biological process: interleukin-15-mediated signaling pathway. NCBI's taxonomy places the organism in Eukaryota, Metazoa, Chordata, Aves, Charadriiformes, Charadriidae. Bases 1 to 597 code for a protein of 198 amino acids. The transcript is spliced from 7 exons. The record is from RefSeq and is a predicted model, not a curated record. Gene Ontology annotation, cellular component: plasma membrane.
AUGGAACUGACAGCAGGAGUUGCGGUGCCAGCACGAUGUAGCCGCCCCAAGGAUGUGGCCAACGCACACAUUGACGUGGGCAACAACACGCUGCUCAACGCCCGCCUGCGCUACACCUGCAACCCGGGCUACAAGCGCAAAGCCGGUACCUCCAGCCUCAUCCAGUGUAUCCUCCACGACGGUGCCAGCAAGCCCGACUGGACCCACACCACGCUGCAGUGUAUCCGGGACCCGGCUCUGCCUCCACUAACUCCCAGCCCUGAGCUCCCGACCGCACCACAGACCGAGAGGACGACCCAGAGGGAGAUGAUCCCACCACUGGAGACAUCCACACCGGGAGAGGGGUCGGCCCCAGGGACAUCUCUGGGGACAACCCCGCUGCCCACCACCACCAUGGACCAUGCCGCAGUUUCCAUCCAGACCCUGGCAUCUUCCAUUGCGCUCCCAGUGCUGGUGGUCGCUGGCGUCGUGGCCUGCUGCUGCUGGAGGAUGAGAACGCGUGCAGUGCAAGAUUACGCGGUGACGGCCAUUCCCAUGGUGGCUCCUGCUGCUGAGAACGAGGAGAUGUUACUGCCCAACGUCUUCCCCACGGGCUGA